UCUCGUUUUAAACAUCUUGACCUCAGAAGCAUGAGAAAGGCAUGCUUAUAGGAUUAUUUUUCAGUGGGUUGUUUUACUUUAAUUCCUGUAAACUUUUAUUUUUUCUUCCUUAUGGAUGCUAAUCUGCUGCAGUGGAAAACUCAAGGCCAGUCUUUUCUCAGUAGGUUGAGGACUUGGCUUUACCUCCUGGAUCCAUCCCUGCUGCUCUCCUCUGAUGCUGAAAUACUGAAAGCCCAUUCUCUUAUUGGAAGUACAGAGAAGCUGGGUGAAAAGGAUGAAGUGGCAGUGAACCUCUCACUUUCUUCUUCCCACACUGGUACUGGUGCUGUUCUUCCACUUUUUUUCCGCCCCCCAGCAUAUCUACCAAUAUCAGGACCUUUGGUCGUUGCGAGUCUCUUGCCUCACAGCGGAGUCAAAGCGGCGCUGUUCUGGCAGUUUUUGCUGCAGAGUUACAACGCCGGGUUCAGCUACGUGCACAGAAACUCUUCAACAGAGAAGGAGAAGAAGACGUCACUACAGCAGCUUCUUGUCAUCGCGGGAACCGUUUCCUACACGACGUGUGCUGGGGCUCUUCCUCAGAUUUUUAUCGACAGGCUCCGCAUAAGAAGCCCUCCGUUGCAGACGCUCUGCAGGUCGAUUCUCCCCAUUCCGCUGUCAGCUGCUCUGGCGUUCCUCAACGUUCUCACCGUCAGACACCAGGAAACAGAAACAGGGAUCCAAGUGUUCGAUUGUAACGGAAACCCUGCUGGCGUCUCCAAAGCAGCAGCGUCAAAGGCCGUGUGGGAAACUGCGCUGUCGAGGGCGGUGCUGUUUGGGACGACUGCUGCCGUUCCUAACCUGCUGGUUUUAUUCUUACAAAAGAGAGGAUUUUUCCAGAGGAACUCUCUGCUGAUGGCACCGUGUCGCCACAUCAGCGCGGCGCUCGUCCUCGGAACGAUGAUCCCCGUCUCCUUCAGCCUCUUCUCGCCGGUGGGAACGAUAAACCGGGACAGCGUGGAGGAGGAGCUGCAGGCCGGAGCGUCGGGCCAAACCUUGUUCUACCACAGAGGACUGUGAGGGGCAAAACCUCAGGAAAUGUCUCAAAAUUAAUUUAUUAAACCAAGUCAUUUUGAUAUUAACUUUA
Molecule: messenger RNA, 1123 nt
Organism: Xiphophorus maculatus (southern platyfish)
Lineage: Eukaryota; Metazoa; Chordata; Actinopteri; Cyprinodontiformes; Poeciliidae
Gene: sfxn4
Product: sideroflexin 4
Exons: 14
Coding region: 112-1056 (314 amino acids)
Biological process (GO): monoatomic ion transport; mitochondrial transmembrane transport
Cellular component (GO): mitochondrial inner membrane
Molecular function (GO): monoatomic ion transmembrane transporter activity
Source: RefSeq, a predicted model, not a curated record